AUGGUUGAGCCCCGUCGCUCCGGCCGCCAGCGCAAGGCCAACCCAAAGUACGCAAACGAUGGAUGGGACAAGGAAAUCAUACGAACACUCCGCGAGUCAUCCGAGUCAUCUGGCUCGAGUCCCGCCGAAAGCCAGACAUCGUCAGAUGCGGAAGACGACCUACUUCCUGCUGAUGCCGGGCUUGGGAUUGGGCUCGCUCUUGCCCAAGGCGAAGACGAAGAUGACGACGCCUCCAUGGUGUCCGCGGCGUCCCCUGGGUCGUCCGAUGCCGACAGCCCACCAGAAGACGACGGAGACGACGACAUGGGUAUCGCGUCUGAUGAAAGAGGCGGUUCAAGCCGGCCUACUGCGAGACCGCGCCCAUCCUCUACGUCGGCGCCCACCACCACCACCAGCCAAACAGCACGAUCCCGCGGCGUACAGUUUUCGAGGGAACAUGCAAAGGCAGCGGCGUAUCCUGCCUUGUUUGGACCCGGGGUCGACGAUUUAUGUGAUGUGCUCCGAGCGCGAGAUACUUGGCUCAGAGCCCGAGAUAUCACUCUGCCCAGCCGGGAGACGUUGGUUACUGAACUCGAGCGGUCUCGUGAGAGUUCGGAGGCACGACACCAGGAAACAACCCCAACAAGCCCCGUAUGGGAUUGGCUACGCAGCAAUCAAGACCUGGCACCCAUCGACGAGGCCGAACUACGCGACACAUACUUGCUGCAUGGCACUCCGGAUCAUCCCGUCGUCCUCGGUCCGUGGGGGAAGCAGAAGAAAUAUCAUUUAAGAUACCUUUCUACUAUGGACUUUGGACAGGCCUGGCCCGUAGAGGAUCCGCAGAGCAGCACGCACACGCAGACCGCGCAGAGUGCCGAAUCACGCACAACCAACGCAUAUCAUCAGGGGUGGUUACUCAAUGUCGGAGAAAAGGUGCAAUGUCUAGCCUGGGCGCCCUGUCCAGGUCCUAUACAGUACCUGGCCAUCUCUGUGAAAUGCAUUGCAAGGCAACGAAGGAUGGCGCACUCCCCCGAAAGUGAAAGCGAACGACCAGCCUUCCACCCAUCCCCUCCCUAUCCCUCCAGCAUUCAAAUAUGGGCCUUCGACACGGCUGAAGUAGGCGGCAGAGGCAUAAGAACCCUGGCCAUGAAUCGGCAACCGAGACUCGCCGUCGUGCUCGCAACCCAGUGGGGCAAUAUCCGGCGCCUCAAAUGGUGUCCUCUCGACGACAGUAGACCUUCAGACUCGAGUCGCUCACUCAUCGGCCUUCUUGGGAUCGUGUCAAGCGACGGCCACGCCCGCGUGGUUGCUGUGCCAGUGCCCACGGACGCAGACGACCCAGCCGACGUGCAGCAGAGGAGGACCUUUCGAAUAGAGCGGGCUGGUCUUGAUAUCCCACCUCCCUCAGAUACCAUCUUCACGUCGUUGACCUUCGCCGGGCCUUUCGAUCUCUUGCUGGGCACGGCGAGCGGGUCCGUCCACCUGUACGAUCUGGCAGAUCUGUCGGAGAAGACAACACGUCCCGCGGGCAGCGCUCCGGCCAGCUACGCAUGGGACCACGUUCACCACACAUACAUCAUCUCGCUAUGCGCAGCAUCAGCCCCACACUCGACCCUCGUCGCCAGCGCGUCCGCCUCAGGCGACCUCGUGCUCACAGACCUGCGCAGCCCCGAGCAAGACCGCGUCGCCGUGUCUCGCAUGUGCUUCCCCACCCGCGACCUCGUCUACCUGCCCUUCACGCGCUCGUUCGCCGCCGUCCUCGACCGCAGCGGCAACGGCCAGGUUGAGCGCAAUGCCGCCACGCUGCUCGCGUGCCAUCACGUCCGCCAGUUUCCCAGCAUGUCAAAGGUGGCCAAGCUGCCGCACCGGACGGGCGCCGCGACGGCCCUCGCCGGAUCAGACUGGCAUCCGUGCAUUCUUGUAGGAAAUGCCAGGGGGCAAGUGCUCGCGACGAACUAUCUGCGGAAGAUCCUGCCCUAUCGACGGUCGCACGUCAAGAAGGCUGUCGGCGCGUACAUACAGAAGAUCUGCGAGUACGAUUGGCGGCCUCUCACCCAGGAAGAGGUCCGUCGACAAGACCCCUCGCAUCAGCCGAGUCGUGACAGGGAUGAGAGGCAGGAGCCGAGCCAUAUCAGAGAUGACGCUUCGCCCCAGCCGACUCAACACAGGGAUGACGGGGCAGACCUCUACCACGGCCACGACGUUCGCCCCGGCAUGUCCCGCUUCCACGAAGGCUUCAAGCCCGACAAGAUCGACGUGGGCAACCCGCAACCCGCCUGGAAAAAGGCCAAGAAGUACGAGAACGAAGAAAUCGGCAACGGCGAGGCCGUGUUUGAGGAGGAGCAGGCCGUCACGGCGAUCGAGUGCAGUCCGAAUGCCCAUUGUGCUGGGAUCGUCGCGAUGGGUUGGGGCAGCGGCGUUGUGAGGGUGCAGGAUCUGUCGUACGAUGCGGGCUAA
Cladophialophora yegresii CBS 114405 is the source of this 2436-nucleotide messenger RNA. RefSeq lists its product as uncharacterized. The transcript has a single exon. NCBI's taxonomy places the organism in Eukaryota, Fungi, Ascomycota, Eurotiomycetes, Chaetothyriales, Herpotrichiellaceae. The coding region runs from base 1 to 2436 and encodes 811 amino acids. Gene Ontology annotation, molecular function: protein binding. Gene Ontology annotation, cellular component: transcription factor TFIIIC complex. Gene Ontology annotation, biological process: transcription by RNA polymerase III. The record is from RefSeq and is a predicted model, not a curated record.